CCUUAGACAGAUCUCACAGCACAUAGAUGGCGGUAUUUGUGAUAGAAAACUCGGCCAUUUUAGUGUAAGUUCACAUGGUUCAGGCAUGGCGAUGGAGAUGAGAUUGCCUGUGAGAAGAGAAACGUCUCUGCCGGCUUCUCAUUCCAGUUCGGACGUUCAGCAUUUGGUUGUUCCGGGGGAUGUGAUCACAUCAGACACCGGGUUUAUGAGAGGCCAUGGUACGUACAUGGACGAUGAAAAACUCACCGCUUCUGUGGCUGGUGAGGUUGAAAGAGUCAACAAACUCAUCUGCGUCAGGCCGCUGAAGACGAGAUUCAACGGUGAAGUCGGCGAUGUGGUCGUUGGUCGGAUCACUGAGGUACAGCAGAAACGCUGGAAAGUGGAGACGAACUCUCGGCUGGACUCAAUAUUGCUUCUGUCUUCCGUCAACCUUCCUGGAGGAGAGCUGAGGAGGCGAUCAGCAGAGGACGAACUUACCAUGAGAGUCUAUCUUCAAGAAGGGGAUCUUAUCAGUGCAGAGGUGCAGUCUGUCUUUUCAGAUGGAGCCCUGUCUCUUCAUACACGCAGCUUAAAAUACGGCAAGCUGGGUCAGGGCGUGUUUGUGCAAGUCUCACCCUCGCUCAUCAAGAGACAGAAAACCCAUUUCCACAAUCUGACAUGUGGAGCGUCCAUAAUACUAGGGAACAAUGGUUAUAUUUGGAUUUACCCCACACCAGGGCAUCAGGAUGAGGAGGCAGGAGGGUAUUACACGAGCCUGGCGCCCAUUCCUCUCCCAGACCGGGAAGUCAUUUCUAGACUGAGGAACUGUUUACUGGCUCUGGCAGCUCACAAAGUUCUGCUUUAUGACACUAGCAUUCUCUACUGCUAUGAGUCCUCAAUGACACACCAGAUCAAAGACAUCUUGAAACCUGAGAUCACCGACGAAAUCGUGAUGGAGACAAGGCAACGACUUCUAGACCAAGAGGGUUAAAAUGCUCGUGGUCAACAAUGAGGACUGUGAUAGGAGAUCUAACAAAAAGGAUCUGUACCAGUGUUAAAAUUUAAACUUCCCGAGUAAAAAAAAAAAAGAACAGGAACUGCAUUGAUGUUUAUAUGUCAAGGCACAUGUAUUGUUUUAUCUCUGGUUAUACAAAUAGUGUCCUGUUUCUGAGAUUCUUUCUGAGAUACAGCUCACAGUCCCAAAGGUCUCAAUACCAAAGUGAAAUUAAAAACUUUUUUUUUUAUGCAAAAAUGUCUUCCAAAAUUUUUCAUACUUGCAUACAUAGUUUAUAGAUAUUUUUUUUUUGUUUUUUCCCCAGAUAGCUUUUUAAGAACAGCACAGAGAUCAUAUAAAGAAACAGAUUCAAAAUGCAGUUACACGUGUCCCAUAUGUAUAGAGAUUAAUGUCCCAUAUGUAUAGAGACGAGCUCUGGGACACUUUGUACACCUUGUACAGGUUUUUUUAUUUUUUUAUUUUAUUUUUUUUAUUAAUGUUGCCUAAACUGAUUGAAGGAAAACUCUAGUAAUGUCCAACCAGUGUCUGUCCUGUGAAUCUGUAACAUAUCUGUCCCCGAUAAUAACUUUGACAUGUUUCCUCUGUACUAUGAACAGAACUCGAUUACUUCAAAACUUUAUCAUGAGUGUCAAAGGGCAGGUGUAGACUUGAUCAAUAAAUAUUUCAAAAUGUGUGCCAAAAUGACAUGAAGUUUAAAACAACCACCCUAAUCUAAAUUUAUAUAGUUUAAUCUUCCUCUUUUUCGCACAAGGGACGAUACUAAGGACGUUUCUAUGAUAAACAAUAUGUAUUAUGAUAUAAAGUUCUGCUAAGAAACGAUCCAAUCGCAUUUAGAAGUAAAUCCUGGAAAACCUUUUUUGUUGAAUGUCUACAGACAUGAAAUUAAGACUUAUUUAAUUAACAUGUGUUUGUUAUAUUUUUAUAUUAUUAGAUUAUAUAACAUUACACGAACCUUCAGUAAUUAAAAAAAAAUAAAAUUAAUGGCACUUCUUAACCUCAUUAACAUCUUCCUUUAUGCUGAUUUAUUUGGAGAAUUCAUUAGCACGUUCUACAAAAAUGUCACGUAUGUAUUAUGUUGAUGGAUGGAAUUAAAACUUUCCUUCUUUUCACAGUAUAGGCAUGUCGACAUUUUUGGCUGUAGUAAUUGCACAAAUUCUCCACACCAAGACAUGAACACACAUGCAGUAGACAGAUUAAAUCAAAUCUACUGCAGUAAUAUCCUCUAUUAUUCCUAGUAGUAUCUUUAAAAUCCUAGUAAAUAGUAAGGGCAUAACCAUUUCCCAAACUUUACAGUGACAUACAAAGGGAUAAAUGUUCAUAAAAUACUAUAUUUGAUGCAGAAUAUUCAAACAUUUAAAGUGUCAUGUAAUGUUCAAUGUUUAGUUGUUUUUUUUUUCGGUAUUGAUUUGUUUGCAGGUUUUUCACCAAUGUAAACUAUCAGUCACGAUUCAUUUAGACUGAUUUUUUGUGAAUCUUGAAUGUGAUUUCCUACAUUAUUACGGGAGUGUUGUAACCUUUUAUAACUUAUUAUGUAUUAUGGUUUGUUUUUAAGCUGUACAAAGAAAGAUAAAUUGGCAUUUAUUAAAUGAUGCUUUCUGAAUAAAAUAGUAGUAAUUUUA
This is a messenger RNA of Tachysurus fulvidraco (yellow catfish), 2613 nucleotides long. It is a transcript of the gene exosc2, whose product is annotated as exosome component 2. The coding region runs from base 86 to 970 and encodes 294 amino acids. Gene Ontology annotation, cellular component: cytoplasmic exosome (RNase complex); nuclear exosome (RNase complex). Gene Ontology annotation, molecular function: RNA binding. The record is from RefSeq and is a predicted model, not a curated record. The transcript has 9 exons. Lineage: Eukaryota; Metazoa; Chordata; Actinopteri; Siluriformes; Bagridae. Gene Ontology annotation, biological process: exonucleolytic trimming to generate mature 3'-end of 5.8S rRNA from tricistronic rRNA transcript (SSU-rRNA, 5.8S rRNA, LSU-rRNA); CUT catabolic process; poly(A)-dependent snoRNA 3'-end processing.